Myzus persicae (green peach aphid) is the source of this 3295-nucleotide messenger RNA. RefSeq names its product transmembrane emp24 domain-containing protein bai-like. The record is from RefSeq and is a predicted model, not a curated record. NCBI's taxonomy places the organism in Eukaryota, Metazoa, Arthropoda, Insecta, Hemiptera, Aphididae. The transcript has 6 exons. Gene Ontology annotation, cellular component: endoplasmic reticulum; endoplasmic reticulum-Golgi intermediate compartment; COPII-coated ER to Golgi transport vesicle. Bases 1645 to 2268 code for a protein of 207 amino acids. Gene Ontology annotation, biological process: Golgi organization; intracellular protein transport; endoplasmic reticulum to Golgi vesicle-mediated transport.
UUUUGAUUUUAUUAGAAAAUGUAUUAAUAAUUGUGUAGAACUAAAACAUUGGUUUACAUCAUUUUUCUGUCCUUGCACAAAUGUGAAAUUUCUAUUACAAUAACAAUAUAAGUUACAGGCGUUACAGCAGCAUCAUGAUUCAUAAAUGCGUUUUCAUGGUAGCCUCUCGAUUCCUAAUUUUGAUAGUAUUUCAAUAUCCAUCGUUUAUAGAUCAGAGCGGUGUUUUCAAAUUUUGGGUAGCUUGGCAGCCGUGAAUGGUCAGGUAUUGAGAGUUUACCCUGGGUCUCUGUAACACAUGGUGUACCACCAAAUGGCCUAGGCAAGCAGACUUAGGAGAAAUGCUGUAUGAGCUGCUCCCCAGGUAUUGAACACUGGGUCGAAUUCUCAAAAAGGAUUGCUCUGCUCCUAUUAUGUCAGUAUAGUGUCUUAAUCUCCUAGGCAUCAUUAGUGCUAAUCUCAAGGCAUGGUUUUGUGUAGAAGGGCACCUCAGGAAUUUGGCCUCGGUUGAUUGUAAUUUCACCGAGGAGGACUUUGAACUGAACCCAUGCAGCAGCCCUCUGACCAGCUCAACAAGCGUUGGCACGGAGAGCUAUAAGCAUAGAAUGGGGGGUCCAAAGCCCUCUAGAAUUUCGUGUAGCGCUCCCCUCACCCGUAAAUUUUUUUCAGUUACGUUUUUAGAAUAUAUUAUGUUGUUCACCAGAUACAUAAUAGAGUAUAGCCCCCCUAUAUAAAUUCAUUACGAUACGCCACUGUGGGCCUAGGUCAGCGAGUCCCGUACACAAAGUGCUCGGAUCGGGCUCGUCUGUAUCCUCAACCUCAAGACGAAAACAGGCUGGACGGACUGGCAGUAGGUCUAGACUCUGGGGGCAGCUAGACGAUUGGGCUGACCGUGCGACGUGCGUACUGCGCUUUGGCCGUCCGCGACUGGCGACGGAUCUUAUCAUGAUACUUAUUAACUGUGUACUGUGUAGGACUAAAACAUUUGGCUUACAUCAAUUUUUCCGUUCUGGUUUAAAUGUGAAAUGUCCAUGAUAGACAUUAGACGAUGGUAUAAGUUAUAACAGCUCCAUUUUCGUGAUAGCCAUCGACUUCAAAUUUUUUUUUCAGGUCAUUCGUUUCGUGGACCGUGAUAACCAGAUAACACAAAAUACGUGUCUAUUGUCCUGUGAUAGAACGGUUUCAUUGGUAUUUUAUAAUUGUUCCCAACUUCAAGGUAGUCAUAUUUUAAUCAUUGCCGCUGCGGUAAUUCAUGUUAUCAAUAUACACGUUAUACAAAUUUUUUUUUUUUAAAUACGAUUUUUCGUAAUAUAAUGAUAAUCACAUCUAUUCUGUGGUUUAAUGUUGUACUUGUAUUGAAUAUUUGAUUUGUAUUAUAUGUCCGCAGUGAUUUCUUUAUGCAUGUGUAUUUAUAAAUGACUGAUCAGUUUUCAGUGUUUCAUACUGGAAUUCGAUUUCUUGGCUGUAGGUAAAAGUGAGUGCUGAAAGUACUCGGUAAAAAACCAAUUUUUCUAGUCGUAUAAUGAGUGUUUGACAAAUCUUUUAUUAUAUAAUUAAUUAUUAUUAAAAACUGUUUUGUAAAAUUUGUUCUAAAAUUGUAUUACCUACAAGCUUAUUAAUACGUAUUUCAAAAAUUAAUUUGUCACCAUGAACUUCAUAUUAAAUUUGACGAUUUCUUUAUCUUUACUCUCAAUCGGGAGCUGCAUAAGAUGGCAUAUGCAACCCAACAGUAGAAAAUGUCUCAGAGAAGAACUCAGGGAAAAUAUAUUGGUCAAGGGUGUGUAUGAAGUAACUCCGGUUGACAAUCAGCAAGUAGACUAUGUUGUUAGAGAUUCAAAAAAUCAUAUAUUGGCACAGAAAGAAGAUAUAAGUUCUGGAAAGUUUACAUUUAGUGUAGAAAAUUAUGAUAUAUUUGAAAUAUGUUUUUCUUCAAAAGUUUCAAGUAAUGAAUAUCAUCAAGGUGCUGUACAAGAAGUUUUUGUGGAUAUAAAAACAGGAGUAGAAGCUAAAAGCUACGAAGGGAUUGCUGAAUCUUUUAAAUUGAAACCCCUUGAGAUGGAUCUAAAGCGUUUGGAAGACUUUUCAGAAGCCAUUGUACUAGAAUUCAAGGAUAUGAAAAUGCGUGCUGACGAAAUGCGUAAUACAAAUGAAUCUACAAACAAGAGAGUCCUCUAUUUUAGUUUGUUUAGUAUGAUUUGUUUAAUUAUGUUAGCAACUUGGCAAGUCUUUUAUUUAAGGCGUUACUUCAAAGCAAAAAAAUUAAUCGAAUAAGAUUCAAAGACAUCAGAAGAAUAAAAAAUAAUAAUACAUUUUACUGUCAUAAUGUUUACACAUGAAUGCCAAUUUUGAAUACAUUUAUCAUGUAAUUCAUUAAAAGUAGUUGUAUCACAUAUUGUAAAUACAAAUUUCAGCAUUUUGAAUCCAUUCAUAGUUCUGUCCAAAUCUCAUUAGAACCAAUCAAUUUUAGUUUAAUAUUGACAUUUGUAAUGUUAUUGAAAAAAUAUUAUACCAAUAGUAAUUUAUGAAAUUAUCGAUUGGUGUAAGUCAAAUAACUAAUAAUUCUAGGUAUGGACUAAUACCAAAAUUGGAUAUAACUAUGGAAUGGACCUGACUCUACCAAAGUAUAAUGUGAUGAGAUAAAACCUAACUAUUGAAGCAUCAUCACAUUGUUAUUUCUAGUCUUUAUCUAUAAUAUUGAAAUAAAUUGACUGUUUUUAAUGUAAUCAUUUAAAUUAUUAUUAUGUUAAUAAAAUAUUUUCAAUUAUAUUCAUUAUUAUUAUAAUAAAAUAUUUCUUGAUACAUAUAUUUUGUUAACAAACUUGUACUACUGUGGUGUAAAAAUAAAAUGAAAAAAAAAAAAAAUGUUUUCAAUGAAUUAUCAGACAAUUAUCAGAUUAAAUUUAUAAAAAUAGUAUUUGAUUGAAUUCCAAGAUUCCAGAAAUAUGAUUUUAUAUUAAUUUUCACCCUCAUAGUGUGGUUUAUAAAUUAAUGAUAGACUAUUAGUUACUUAUGCAACAUAAAACAUACAAAAUAAAUAAUAACUAAACAAUAAAAAUAAUUCACUUAUUAUAAUAUUAUUGUAAUACAACGAUGGUUGAAUUUUAAACACGUUAAGAAAUUUCCAACAAAUAUUAUAAAAUGACUUUUAACACGCUGAGUGCCAAGGUCAAUAAUUGACUGUGUCGACAAACUGAUUAUGCAUCUUUACGCCUUUAUAUUUUACUUGAGUACAAGGCAACGCUUCUAUAUACAUUUGUAGUUAUUCAUUGGUUUUUUUUAGAGCUACUCGGAAGUCAGA